Messenger RNA from Solenopsis invicta (red fire ant), 3560 nucleotides. RefSeq names its product venom carboxylesterase-6. Lineage: Eukaryota; Metazoa; Arthropoda; Insecta; Hymenoptera; Formicidae. The transcript has 8 exons. The coding region runs from base 1 to 1815 and encodes 604 amino acids. The record is from RefSeq and is a predicted model, not a curated record.
AUGUUAAAAAUGAGGGAAUAUCAAAGUAACAUAUUGAUUCAGUUAGGCAUUAUUUGCGUUUUCGCACUUAAUGCGGAUAUUGUCCGUGGUGACAGUCUAACUGUAAAAACGCUAAAUGGCAUGCUGCGUGGCACGACAAUGCCCACCCGACAUGGAAGAGACAUUUACGCAUUUCUGGGAAUUCCCUACGCUGCACCGCCACUCGGAGAACUCAGAUUCAAGCCACCGCAACCCCCGGCCGCAUGGAACGGCACCCGAGAUGCUACGAAAAACGCGGGAAUAUGCACACAACGGAACAUCUACGUCUAUCAAGAGGAGAUUGUCGGCGAAGAGGAUUGUCUUUAUCUGAACGUUUACACGCCGUGCAUACAUUGCAUCGAAGACGACCCUAGUUCCGAUCAUGAUCUGAAACAAUUGCGGCGAGAAGCUUUCGGCGGAUUCCCGGUCUUGCUAUGGUUCCACGGCGGAGGCUGGGUCGCUGGAGCCGGUCACUCAGACUAUUACGGACCUAAGUUCCUGAUGGACUUUGAUGUCGUUCUUGUUACCGUCAACUUCCGACUCGGAUCGCUGGGCUUCUUGAGUACGGAGGAUCUGGAAUGUCCAGGAAAUUUAGGAUUAAAAGAUCAGCAACAAACUCUGCGAUGGGUGCACGAGAAUAUCGCUUUCUUUAACGGUGAUCCAAAUAGAGUAACUAUUUUCGGUGAAAGCGCAGGCGGUGCAAGUGUUCAUUAUCAUAUGGUCAGCCCUCUUUCAGAAGGACUUUUUCAUCGCGCUAUUUCUCAGAGUGGCACCUUCUACAACCCGUGGACUUUAACGUCACCAGGUACUGCCAGAAAGAAGGCUAUGAUGGUGGGUGAACAUUUAGGAUGCAACUUCGAGGAUUCUAAAGAACUCAUCAAAUGCCUACAAACGAAGAGCGCGCAGGAGAUCAUCGGCACCGAUCGUCUUUUCCAGAAAUUUGGUUACUGCCCAAUGAUACCAUUCCGACCGGUAAUUGAACCCAAACAUGAAGGUGCCUUCCUGAUAGAGGAUCCUUUAAUUUCCGUACAAAAUGGUCGCUCUCUCGAUAUACCCUGGAUGACGGGGACCACUUCGCAAGAAGGAGCUCUAAAAGUAGCAGGUAUUUACGGACGUGGCCAAGUGGACGAAUUGGAGAAUAACUUUAACAAUAUUGCGCCUAUAAGCUUAUUUUAUAAUGACAGAUACAACACGAAAGGGGCUUUGCAAGAUGAGAUAACCGCCACCAUUCGUGAUUUUUAUUUCAACUCUGAUCCUAUCGACCACAGCGAUGAUUCCAGAUUCAAACUCAUCAAUAUGUAUAGUGACUCAUGGUUUAAUCACGGUGCUCACGAAGCUGUACAAUCUUUUAUUGUAAAUCAAACAUCACCAGUCUUUUAUUAUUACUUCUCAUACGAAGGAAGCGUGUCCUUCAGCACGAUAUUUGGCGAUCCCACAAGAGAUUAUGGAGUAGUGCACGCGGAUGAUCUGCAGUAUUUGUUCCCUGUGGGUGAACAAUUAUUCCCGAAUACGCCACUGUCCGAGAACGAUCAUAAAAUGAUCGAUAUCAUGACUAGUCUUUGGUAUAACUUUGCAAAUUCCGGAAACCCUACGCCAAAAAUUACAAAAACGAUUCCAUUAAAAUGGAAGCCCGUAAAAACAAAUUAUGCACCGGAAUAUCUACAUCUAAACAGUCCAGACAAUAUUACUAUGGGACAUGGUCUUCUCUGGCAGAGAAUGACAUUUUGGGAUACCUUAACACGUCGAAUCACAUCCGGUGGCAAUAAAUUUAGACGCUUAAAAAAGGACGAAUUGUAAUUUGUGUAUUUGCACAAUUAAGUCCAAAGCAUCUUACAUUAGUAUGAUUAUAAGAAUCUUAAAAUAAAUUUUCAGAAUUUGUUCAUUUUUUUCAAUUACAAUUGAUUUGUUUUGUAAAAUAAAUUAAUUACAGUUAUUGCAAAUGCUUCUUAGAUUAUAAUUAUACAUUGAAAAUAUUUUAUUGUAAUGAUAUGAAAUUUACGAAACGCACGAUACAUUUGUGUUGUUUAGCUGCACUUCUUUGUUUAACAAUAUUCUUUUUUUUUUAUUUUUUAAAUGUAAUUAUUUACUAGCACGUAUUAAAUGUUAAAAAUGUUACUAUAAUUGUAUAUGUAUAUAUUAUUAUAUUAUAAUACAACAUUAUUAUGUUAUUAUAAUAUUAUUGUUACGUCCGCGGUUUUAAGACCGGGGCGUAAUUUUUAUUUUUGUAAUUACUGUCACCAAUUGUUACGUCUUUCUGAUAAAAUUGCACACCGAAAGAACCUAAUCCGAUAGUAAAAAGUACUAAAAUAAAAAUUCUACGCAGUUUUGAAAAAAAUAUCAAAUUUUCGCAUAAAAUUUUUAUUUUUAUCACAUGAAAAAAAUAGUUCGGAUAGUUAUUCUUACAAGUUUUAUAGUUACAUCCGGUAGAGAAUUUAGUAAAAAAUAAACAUGCACCGUCUCAACUAUAUUAAUCAAAUAUUUUUCGAGUUAUAUUGUAUGCCGUUAUCUUAAUUUAACGUGCACAGUGCGAUGGUAGCAUGCAAUUGUUUUGCGAUUAAAGAGUCAAUGUUUUACUGGUAUCUCUAUAUAAUUUAACUUUUUCUUUAUCUCAAAUCAUCAGAUAAUUUUAAUAGCUCUAAUUUUUAAAUUAUUUUGAUUUGACGUAUACUGUGCGGUAGCAGUGUAUACAAAAAAUUGUUAUACGAUUUAAAACUUAUUGUUUUAUUGUUGUUACUAUUUUUAAUCAUCUUGGAAAGAUAGAAGGAAUCAGGGCACGCGAGUAACGUGGCGCUCGCGAGGCUCGGAGAUGGCGCGUGCGAGUACCGCGGGACGAAUUCCUUAGAUUCCGUGUAUGAUUUUCGUGGUAAUCUCGGUUUGUCGUGUACAGCGCAAUAGCGACCAGUACACGCAAUCAUCAUGCGAUCUUAAAUUUAUUGUUUUAUUAUUAUUUCUAUUUUUAAAUAUAUCAAGAAAAAAGUAAGAAAAAUAUUACAGAAAGUUAUCGGCUAUACGUAACCGCUCAAGUUUUAAUUAUUCAUUCCAAUUCAAAGAUGCUAAUUAUGUUAAACUUGUUUUUAUGUUUCAAAUUUUUCAUUAUAUACAAUAUCAUAUCAAGUAAAUUGAAAAUUAUUUUUAUGUAUGUACAGAUGGCGCGGAAAAAGAAAGAAAUUUUUGUACGCCAGACGUAACAAUUAUAAUAUAAUAACACAUAAUUGAUAUUUUAAUAUAAAUACAAUUAGUAUAACAUACAAGCAUUAUCACAGGAAAAGGCCCAUUUAGUCGAAAUGGAGUUAGAACCAGAUUUGAUAAUUAAAGACUAUAAACUAUCGUUUAACAUGUGAAAUAGUAUUUUAAACGUUAGUGACCAAAUAGGUUUUUUUUCUAUGAUAAUGAUACAUAUGUAUAUGUAUUUGUAUGUACAUUAUACAUUAUUAUAUAAAAAUUGUGCCAAAAUAACACAGAAAUGGUACAAGAUUGUGUAAUCUGUAAAAAUAAUUUUGUCAUUUAAAAUGAUAUAAUAAUAAAUUUUCUAUAUCAAUAUA